Messenger RNA from Coffea arabica (coffee), 1623 nucleotides. The record is from RefSeq and is a predicted model, not a curated record. Lineage: Eukaryota; Viridiplantae; Streptophyta; Magnoliopsida; Gentianales; Rubiaceae.
CGCAUCAGCAUAUUUUUCUUAUAACUCACCAUUCUUUACUUCUUUCUGGAGAGUAAAAAUACUCUUGCAGCUAGCUUAACUCCGUCCUGCUUCUAACUUCCCAUCAAAUUGCAUCAUUUUUUUUUCCCCAUCUAAUUUUGUUGCUUCUCAACAGCAACAAAAUCUUCCCUUUUUUUCCUGCUUCGUAGUGGGAACAAUCCGAAACUGAAUUCAGGGAUUGAGAAGCCUCUGAUCAAGUCAAGUAUGGGAUCAGGUGAUUGGUUUAAAACAUUUAUUAGCUUAAAGAAAGUGAAGGAAGACGGAUCUAAACACGGAAAGGGAAAAUCUGCGUCGGCCCGAAAAGCAAAUGGGUCCAUGUGGAGGUAUCUCUCUGGUAAAGAGUCCACGGCUCUGGCUAUCACAAAUGGAUCGUCAAGUAAGAGGUCCAGAAGGAGGGGAAUUACAGAGGAUACUGCGGCCACUAGAAUUCAGACUGCCUUCAGGAGAUAUGUGGCAAGUGCAAGGAAAGCGGUACAUCGACUAAGAGCAAUAGGAAGAUGCAGAGGUGCUAUAGCUGCUUUGACCGCCGAAAAGCAAGCAUCUUCGGCUCUGAUCCAUAUACAUUUUUGGAACAAAAUGCAAGCUGAGAUUAAAGCUCGUAGACAAGGGAUGGUCAACGAAAACCGAAUACAGCAGAAGAAGCAAGAAAACAGGCUGAAACUUGAGGCUAAGCUUCAGGAACUAGAGGUUGACUGGUGUGGUGGCUCUGAAACCAUGGAAGAAAUUCUCCAAAGGAUACAACAAAGAGAAGUUGCAGCUGUUAAAAGGGAACGUGCCAUGGCUUAUGCCUUUUCUCAUCAGUGGAGGGCGAAUUCUAGCCACUACUUUGGCCAGGCUUAUUAUGAUCUCGGAAAAGAUAGCUGGGGAUGGAGCUGGAAAGAGAGGUGGAUAGCAGUUCGUCCAUGGGAAACCAGAGUUCCAGCCAACUCAAAGAAAGUUCAUUCCAAGCAGGGAGACAAAGUAUGGAAAACCACAAGCCCUGCUGCCAUGAAACUCGUUGUCGCAGUUAAACCCUCUUUAUUCAACGGGAAAGGUUUGCAUCAGGCAAGACAACUCCCUGACCAUAUUAUCGAGAAGCAAGCUAGCCAAAAAACUUAAAAGAGCCAAUCAAUGAUUCAGAACAGGGGGCCAAAAAACCAAAAAAAGAAGAAGAAGAAGAAGUUACAAUACCGGUUCUGCGUAAAUUAUUCUAUUCUGGCUUGGUGUGCGACGAAAUUGAAGAAAACGGCCCAUCAUUUCUGUACAGAACAAAGGGAAGACCUGUUGAGAUAAUCCUACAUUACUAUUAUAUACUACUAUAUUGCUAAUUAUGUCGAUGAUGAUAUUUUACGUCGUUUUGUGAGAUAUUCAUACAUGACCUGGAUCGAGUAUACAAUAAGUGUGUACUAGCGUACAAACAUUUGUUCGACUGAUAGAUACUUCUGCAAUAAUCAGGUGUUUUGGGUCCGUGGGAGGAUGGAUAAAUUAAUUUCAUGCCCUGUUUUUACCUGAUUAAUGGUCCAACCCAAUGGAAAAGAUAGCUCUUUUCGCAUUAUUUAUGUUGUCCAUAUUUCAUUUAAGAACCUAAAAGCAGUACGAUCCGAC